AAUUAAACAACCUGCAUUUCUUCUGUCAAUGAUUGCAGAUCUAAUGUUGUAUAUUAUGAACUAAAAAAGUAUCUUAGAUGCUUUGCUCGAGGUUCAAGCUUAUAAAAAGCAUUUACUUCAGAGUUCAGACUUAAACUUCAAACUACAUGUGUGCCUGCAUAAGUACAUAUUCCAAACAACUCCUUCACCAGGUCACUCCCUGCACUGAUCAUCCAUGACUCCCAUUGUUCUCAUACUCCCCUGGUUUCUACUCUGCGCUGCAAUUGCCACUUCAGACAUUCCCAAGCAUCAUGUGGUGUACAUGGGAAGUUCUUUAUCAGAUGGAAUUAGAAGGGAAGCUGAAUCUGCAGAAUCAGCUUACUUGGAAAUGCUGUCAUCCAUUAUUCCAAGCCAUCAGAGAGAAAGAACAUUUAUAAUUCACAAGUAUAAUCAUGCUCUUAGAGGAUUCUCUGCCAUGCUUACAGAGAGUGAAGCUUCUAUUCUGUCAGGGCAUGAUGAUGUCGUCUCCAUCUUCCCCGACUCAAAACUUGAACUACACACAACACGAUCUUGGGAUUUCAUACAAGAGGCCGGGUCAGGAUUAGGCAGAGUCUCAUAUCAUCCACGCCCAACAACAAGCAGUGAUGACGUCAUUAUUGGAAUCAUAGACACAGGUAUAUGGCCCGAGUCUCCAAGUUUCAAUGAUGAGGGAAUUGGUGCAGUCCCUUCCAGAUGGAAAGGGCUCUGCAUGGAGGGCUCCGACUUCAAGAAAUCUAACUGUAACAGAAAAUUGAUAGGUGCAAGAUACUACAAUGAACAAAUGACUGGUAACCAGAGCAAUCUAGCUGCAGCAAAAGGCUCCCCAAGAGAUUCUGCUGGCCAUGGUACUCACACUGCAUCCAUAGCUGCGGGUGCACGAGUUCCCAAUGCUAGUUAUUAUGGCUUAGCACAAGGUACAGCAAGGGGAGGCUUACCAUCAGAAAGGAUUGCAUGCUACAAGGCAUGCUCUGAUGUUGGUUGCUCUGGUGCCACCAUAUUGAAGGCCAUUGAUGAUGCAAUUAAAGAUGGAGUAGACAUGAUAUCUAUUUCCAUCGGGUUAAGCUCACUAUUUCAACCAGAUUAUUUAAACGACCCGAUAGCCAUUGGAUCAUUUCAUGCUGAACAAAUGGGAGUCAUGGUCAUUUGCUCUGGAGGAAAUGAUGGUCCUGAUCCUUAUACUGUUGUUAACACAGCGCCGUGGAUCUUCACUGUUGCAGCUUCUAACAUUGAUAGGGAUUUUCAAUCUACAAUAGUCCUUGGAAAUGGGAGAACUUUCACGGGUUCAGCCAUUAAUUUCUCCAAUCUCACUCGCUCAAAGACAUAUCCUCUUGUGUUCGGAAGGGAUGCUGCUGCUAAUUUUACCCCUGUAUCAGAAGCAAGAAAUUGCUAUCCAGGAUCAUUUGAUCCUAAAAAGAUAGCUGGAAAAAUUGUUGUUUGUGUUGCUGAUGAUCCAACUGUUUCAAGAAGAAUCAAGAAAUUAGUUGUAGAUGAUGCAAAAGCCAAAGGGUUGAUUUUGAUCGAUGAAGAUGAGAAAAGUGUGCCUUUUGAUUCAGGCGUUUUCCCAUUUACAGAAGUUGGAGAUAUUGAAGGGUUUCAGAUUCUCAAUUACAUCAACUCUACCAAAAACCCUACAGCAACAAUCCUCCGAACUGUUAGUGUUCAUAGGUAUAGACCUGCACCAACAGUGGCGUAUUUUUCAUCGAGAGGUCCUGCACAGCUUACAGAAAAUGUUCUCAAGCCUGAUAUAAUGGCUCCAGGGGUGGCGAUUUUAGCUGCCAUCAGUCCCAAGAAUGAAUCAGGGACUGUCCCUAAUGGACAAAAACCAUCCAAGUUUUCCAUAAAGUCUGGAACAUCAAUGGCAUGCCCACAUGUAACAGGCGCUGCUGCAUUCAUCAAGUCGGUGCAUCAUGAAUGGACAUCCUCCAUGAUCAAAUCAGCACUUAUGACAACAGCAACCGUGUACAACAACAUGAGAAAGCCUUUGAUUAACAGCACUAACAACUAUGCAAAUCCACAUGAGGUAGGGGUUGGAGAAAUAAACCCAAUCAAAGCUCUUCACCCAGGAUUAGUGUUUGAAACCACAACAGAAAAUUAUCUUGAAUUCCUUUGUUAUUACGGCUACAAAGAGAAGGUCAUAGGAUCAAUGUCAAACACAAAAUUCAACUGCCCAAAAGUCUCCACUGAAGAACUCAUCUCUAAUGUCAACUACCCAUCAAUCUCCGUUAGUAAACUCAACCGGCACCAACCUGCAGUGACAGUUAAAAGAACUGCAACCAAUGUCGGAGCCUCCAAUUCUACAUAUAUUGCGAAGGUGAAUGCUCCUGUAGGCUUAGUAGUCAAGGUUCUACCAAAGACGCUAGUUUUUGCUGAAGGAGUGAGGAAGGUGUCUUUCCAAGUCACAUUUUGUGGCAAGAAGGCUCCUACUGGCUACAGUUUUGGGUCAAUUACAUGGUCUGGUGGUCGACAUUCAGUUAAAACUGUGUUUGGUGUGAAUGUAGAGUAAUUAGGAAGUGUAAAGUGUUAGUGCUUGAAGUCUAUUAAAAGAUAAAAGAGAACUAAUUAAUCCUUGAGGGGGUAAUGUGCAACAGAAGAUAAUAAAAGUUCCACACAUGUAUAUUUAUAUAUCUUUAUGCCUGUGGGUGUGUAUCUUACAUUAGAAGUCCCAAUUUGAUUUUCCAAAUUGUUCUAUAUGCUAAAGUAGUACUCCGAAUAUGCAUAAUGAAGUAUAGCAAGUUGGAGCAGAAGGCUCUUUCAUGUUUUGUAAUUUGAUGAGAUAAAGGUAUAAUCUGGACAAUAUUAUCUCAUUAAUUUUUUGAUCCUGCUGUUGCUUGAUCUAAUUUGGCUGCAAAAUUAUGCAACUGAAAUAUGAUAUUUUUCACCCAUGGAGAUUGACUCUUUACCACAACUUUGUUUCCUAGUUUGUGAAAUAUGUUACUGGUUAAUUGCUCUACAUGUUGUAGUGCUGAUUGUAGUUUUAUGUUGGAAAUCCUUAUAUGCCAUUUAAACACUAGAUUAUAUCAUCAUAUGGAUUGAAAUGAAGAGGAAUACAACAUGAGUGCAAAUUAGAUGCACUAUUUAACAAACAGAAGACCAUGAUCGUGAAACAAGAAGUAAUCAAAUUUUGCUAGUGCA
Molecule: messenger RNA, 3150 nt
Organism: Argentina anserina (silverweed cinquefoil)
Lineage: Eukaryota; Viridiplantae; Streptophyta; Magnoliopsida; Rosales; Rosaceae
Product: CO(2)-response secreted protease-like
Exons: 11
Coding region: 215-2521 (768 amino acids)
Biological process (GO): proteolysis
Molecular function (GO): serine-type endopeptidase activity
Source: RefSeq, a predicted model, not a curated record